AUGUACAUUCAAAAACCUUCAAAAAUAAAUGUGCGUUUGAAAAAGAAACGGCUGCAGGACCUGAAAAAUGAGCUGGAGAAGCGCCAGGAGAGAAAUUCCCCCCAAAUCCCGGAGAUUUCCCAGCUGGAAUUCCCGGCCCGGGAAGAGGAGGAGGAAAAGCAGGAGCCGGACUCGAAAAGCUCCCUCGGGUUCCUGAAGGAUUUUUGGUGGUUCCUGAGGGGUUUUUGGCGUUUCCUGAGGGGUUUUUGGUGGUUCCUGAGGGUUCCUGAGGGGUUUUUGGUGGUUCCUGAGAGGUUUUGGUGGUUCCUGAGGGGUUUUUUGUGGUUUUCUUUCUUCCCCAGGUGCGGGAAGGUGACUUUCCAGCUGCCCCCGGACGCAGCUGCGGGGUCGGAGGAGCGGAUCUGUCACUUCUCCUGGAGGAGCAACGCCCUCAAGGAGACCCUGAGGAAGCUCCAAGCCCCCGUGACCCUGGACCCCGACACGGCCCACCCCGAGCUGGUGCUGUCGGAGGAUGGGAAGAGCGUCCGUCGGCGCUGCGGGCCCGGCCCGGCCCGGAACCUUCCGGACAGCCCCGAACGCUUCGACUACUGGCCCUUCGUGCUGGGCCGGCCCGGCUUCGCCUCCGGCCGCCACUGCUGGGCCGUGGACGUGGGGGACGGCGGCGACUGGGCCGUGGGGGUGGCCCGGGACUCGGUGGCCAGGAAGGGCCGCCUGCCCCUGGGCCCCCAGGGCGGGAUUUGGGGCCUGGAGCGCUGGGGGGGGCAGCUGAGGGCGCUGACCCCCCGAAAGGUGACCCCCCUGCCCCUGCGCCGGGUGCCCCGCAGGGUCGGCGUCCACCUGGACUACGCCGCGGGCACCGUGGCCUUCUUCGACGGCGAGGGGGCGGCGGGCGGGGGGCUCCUCUUCCUCUUCUCCCGCGCGGCCUUCGCCGGGGAGAGGGUCCGGCCCUGGCUCUGGGUGGUGGGGGCGAGGGCCCAGCUCAGGAUCUGCCCCUGAGAGGGAGGGGGGGACGGAGGGGUUCCCAUCAGGGACCAGCAAAAACUGCUCAGGGACCAGCAAAAACCACUUGGGGACCAUCAAACACCACUCAGAGACCAUCAAAAUCCCCUCAAGAGCCGUCAAAAACACAUCAGGGACCAUCAAAACCACUCAGGCACCACCAAAAACCACUUGGGGACCAGCAAAAACCACUUGGGGGCCACCAAAAACCACUUGGGAUCCAGCAAACACCACCCAGGGACCAUCAAAAAUCACUUGGGGACCAUCAAAAAUCACUCGGGGACCAGCAAAAACCACUUGGGGACCAACAAAAACCACUUGGGGACCAACAAAAACCACUUGGGGACCAGCAAAAAUCACUUGGGGAC
Pseudopipra pipra is the source of this 1367-nucleotide messenger RNA. Its product is annotated as butyrophilin subfamily 1 member A1-like. The transcript is spliced from 5 exons. Gene Ontology annotation, molecular function: protein binding; ubiquitin protein ligase activity. Gene Ontology annotation, cellular component: cytoplasm. The record is from RefSeq and is a predicted model, not a curated record. The coding region runs from base 1 to 996 and encodes 331 amino acids. Gene Ontology annotation, biological process: regulation of gene expression; protein ubiquitination; innate immune response. NCBI's taxonomy places the organism in Eukaryota, Metazoa, Chordata, Aves, Passeriformes, Pipridae.